This is a messenger RNA of Cricetulus griseus (Chinese hamster), 3824 nucleotides long. Lineage: Eukaryota; Metazoa; Chordata; Mammalia; Rodentia; Cricetidae. The record is from RefSeq and is a predicted model, not a curated record.
UUGUGUUUUAAUUUAAAGUGUUUGUGGAUAUUUGUUUUAUUUCCUUUCAUGGAAAUACAUAAUACAGAUUUCAGGCUUUCUCUGGGAACUUGUGAGCCUAAAAUACUCUCCACACUUUGCAGAAGAAGCUUGCCUGACUUAAGACCCUUCAUAUUGCACAACUAUAUUUUAGCUGAUAACCAUAGAAUCAAGAGGAUAGGGUUGGGAAAGGCGAGAUAGCUCAGAGGCUAAAAACAUCUGCUUGUCUUCCAGAUGACCCGAGUUCUGUUCCCAGCACUGACGUCCCUGCUCAUAAAUGCUGUUAGCCUCAGUUCUAGGAGAAUCUGAUGCCUUCUUGACCUGCUUAGGUUCCAGCACUCAGGUGGCAUACACUGAGCACGGACACCUUUAAAAGAGGAGAGGGUGGGGGGUAGGACUAAUUUUAACUUAAAGAGAGCCCUGUUUUUCUAAAGACCCAAACAAAGAAAGAAAAGAUACUUUUCUAGAAAUGGGAGAUUUUUAUCAGUCAUUGGAUGAUGGUCCACAUCACUCUUCUCUUGUCAACAAAUCAGCUUAAAGCUGGCUAUGUGAUGACAAAACGGUUAUAUAGCCUUCAUAAGUCCCGCCCCCACCACCUGUGACACGAGUACUUCGCAUGUAGUCCCCGGAUGUUAGAACAAAUGCGUAGGUUGGCCUCACGCUUCAUUGGCCUGUUCUGCCCUCACGCCCCUGCUACUUCCAUGCGACCACCUCAGGUACUAUCAUAGACGUUUGUCCUUUCACCUGCUGUCUCUUUUGAACCUCCUUCUCCUCUAAGGCUCCCACUGACUGUCUUCAGGGGCCAGCAACUUCCUAAUCCCAAUUUAUCCUGUCGAUGCCGUCGUCCAUAGUCAUCUAACAUCGUUCUGGCCGUUACAUCUGAGUAGCCAUUAUCGUCAUUAACCCAGCUCAAUCUAGGCCUUGGUGAGGUACCUAAUAGUGCCAUGUCUAACCCAGGAAAUCAAGAUCCAACCAAGGAGAGCCGAGAUAACCCAGUAACCCUUCAGGGAGAGUGGGUACGGGAAGCUGCAGAGGCAGGCCUCGCAUCCGACCUAGAUGCGGCCUCUGCCAGUCCUGCAGUUGAAGUAAUGGCUGUUCAUCGUAGGGAGGUGGAAAAUGUUGGGCCUGAAAGAAACCCAGAGGAAGAGGGUUACAGGAGAGAGAGCGUGGACGCUGAGCAAGACUCAGAUAUUGGACCUGUUGAGGAGGAGGAGGAAGGAGAGGCGGAGGCAAACGUUACCGCUGAUCUACGCCUGGUAGACGCCCAUCGAUUCCCAAUGGCUGGCUUCCGAUUUAUGUUUCUGGAUCUGAUACACGCCAUUCUCAAUCGUGUCUAUUACAAUGACCACAUCCUGAUUAGGCGCCCCUGUGAAAACCCAGUCAUGGAAACACCUGGCCCUUCUGCAUCUGGCCACUCAAGUAUGCUCCAAAUACUACCCGGGCCCACUCCAUCAACACUGAGAGCCGCAGAGUAUGAGGCCCAAGCCUCAGGCUUGACCCGAAGCCUGCCAGAGGUUAUCUCCACAUUUCCAGAGCUGGAGGAACCUGCAGAUUACGAGGAAAUAGCAGAGCGUUACCUGCCGGCACCACAUCUUAACAUGCAGGAGCCUGCAGUUAGGGCAGCCGUGGUGGAACCAGCAGAGCAAGCAAUAGAAGAGGUGGCACCAGAGGCAAUAGCAGAAGAGCCAGAAAAGGAAGUCAUAGAGCAAAUCAUGACCUCAGAGGGCGAAUACUAUUAUAAUACCUGGAAUGAAGAGGACAACAUCGUCAAUGAUGAGGAAGAAAAAGAAGGAGAAGGAAAUAAAGACCAAGAAGCACUUGAUGAAGUGGACCCAGAUCCAGUAGACUACAGCCCUGGCAAAUCCAGGUUUCUGGAUUUCUGAGUAUCAAUCACCACCCCUGUAGUUGGGCCUUUUUGUUUUAAAUUCUAAUUAAUUAAUUGAGGAAAACUAUUUUAAAUUCAAACAAAAUUCAAUUUGACUUUCUCAGAAUGUGACUAAAAUAAUCGUGCACUUAGUAAUCUGAAAUGUACUGUAUUCUUUGUGGCAAUUCCUUGGUUAUUGUGAGGUCUUUGGUCCACCAAAGUAAGACUAGUAACAAGUGGUAAAACUAUUAGACUUAAUACCUGUAUCAAAUAUAGCCCAGUAUCUGCUUAGAGAACAGUUGUCAGGAGUUAUCAGUGGUGGUCGCUGGGUUGGGCACUGAGUCCUUAGUGCUCAGCCACAAUUGGUUUUCAUGGUUAACACCUAAAUAUUCAUUUAGCCAUGGAUUUUUAUAUUUUAUGCCAGUCAAAAGAAAUUUAGUCCUAACAUGAUCAUUUAACACCAAAUUUAAGGAAUGUCUUUUCUUUCAGUAUCUUUAAGUGAUUAGCAUUUUCUUCUCUUUUGUUUUUCCUUAUUUCUGCACUUUUUCCUGCAUUUUCACAGCUGAGUGCUUCCAUAAAAUAUGUGGAAGCCAAAUGUCUGGGAGGGUAAGGAACUAGCACUGGCUUUUACAGCUCGAUGACUUUCUUUACAUGCCAGCACAACCUUUCAAGCAGAUGAAACAAACACAUACAAGGCUGAGGUGCAUGGAGUUGGCAUGUGCAGGGCUCUGAGUUCGAUUCAGAGCUGAAUACACACACACAAAAACACACACACACACACACACACACACACACACACACACACCAAAAAAUUGGCGUAAUCACAUGAUUGAUUGCAUAAGUACCCUAAUAAUCCUGGAUAAGAGGAGAGCAUGUUGAUUUUCUGUAAUUGUUGAGAUACAGCACAAAUGCAGCAGGUACACACCCAGGGCUGGUCAUUUUUUUAAAUACAGGCAGAAGAUUAAUCUUGUAUAAUUGCUCAUUUCCUCUCAUUUUUAUCUGUAGUAAAGAAGAAUAGGAAGAAAAUGAUGAAGAAGGAAGGCUUACUGAAGAAUGAAAUUUAGGUUUUCUCACUUCUGAGAAGACCAACAAAGUUUCAUCAACACUGACGUCAUCCAAAAGUUAAUUAUCCAGUAGCAAUAUUCCUCCUUAUGGAUUUAACAUCAUUCACUCAAGUUCCAAAUGAAACAUGUUAUGUGAUAAAAUAAAACAUAGGCAUGAUUUGGAGGCAGCACUGUAAUUCUGUUUUACUUCUUUCAUGUUCAUUUGACAGGGAUAACAAGCAUGCAAUACUUGUUUUAAUUAUUUUAUUGCAGCUGAGUAAUUUAAAUAAAAAGCUUAGAACUAUUUUAUAAACAGGAAGAUGAAGUUUAAGGCUUUAGUUAAAACUCCAUGAAUCUAUUCAGUUACAUGUGCAUUUUUUCUUACCUGUUAUGGAUAUGUUUGCCAAUAUUCGAUAAAGUGAGAAAAAUAAGAUUUUAAAAAAGUGAACAGAAAUAUUGGUAGCUUUAUUUAGAUAAAUACUUCUCACUCAUUUCUACUUUUUACUUCUUUGGUCACCUUACUUUCAAUGAAAGGCAAAUCUAUUUUGGUCAUUUUAUUGUGGUGCAAAUGAAAUGAAAUGUCAAUUCGAAAACGAUUUUUGUAUGUGCGGCAGCAAAGCCUUUAAAGCUAUGUUCCCUCCUACAUGAGUUACUACUCUCAGGGACCUAUUGAAUACUUAGCAUAUGGCUAAAACAAUUUAACAUAUGCUGUGCGAAAACCCAUGUACAAUGUCUCUUUGGGUACAUGCCUAGAUGACAACCUAUUGGUGUGAAAAUUGCUCUCACACGCUGAUUUUACAAAGAUUUUCUUUUACCUUUUUAUUGCAUUUGUCCUUUUUCAAUGGGACAAUUUUAUUAUUUGAGAAUUUCAAGAGACUUUUUAAAAGAUUUAUUUUACU